This is a messenger RNA of Arachis stenosperma, 750 nucleotides long. Its product is annotated as 14 kDa proline-rich protein DC2.15-like. Lineage: Eukaryota; Viridiplantae; Streptophyta; Magnoliopsida; Fabales; Fabaceae. The transcript has a single exon. The record is from RefSeq and is a predicted model, not a curated record. Bases 102 to 509 code for a protein of 135 amino acids.
AUAACUUACACACUUGUCUCUUAAUUAAGAACUAGCAAUAGCUCAUUAGGGCACUUAAUUUACGAGUCGUUAGUUUAAUAUAACGAAUUCUAGAGUUUGAGAUGGCUUCCAACAAAGCUAGUUCCUCCAUUGCUCUUUUUGUCACACUCAAUGUUCUCUUCUUUGCUCUUGUCUCCGGAUGUGGAAACAAAUGCAAUAGUCCUGGUUCCAAUCCAAAUCCUAACCCUAACCCUAGUCCUUCCAGUGGCGGAUCAUGCCCACGUGACGCGCUCAAACUAGGCGUGUGCGCCAACGUGCUCAACGGUUUGUUGAAUGUGACUUUGGGACAGCCACCAGUUACCCCUUGCUGCUCCCUCCUCAACGGCCUCGUUGACCUUGAAGCCGCCGCGUGCCUCUGCACCGCUCUUAGGGCAAAUAUUUUGGGCAUCAAUCUCAACCUUCCCAUCUCACUUAGCUUGCUCCUUAAUGUUUGCUCAAGGAAAGUGCCACAUGGCUUCCAAUGCAACUAAUGAAAAGCUUUGAGGGAAUGUCAUGAUAUUUAAUUUGUUACAUUUGUGAGUUUUCACUGUAUUUCUCAAUUCUAUGUUGUGCGUGUGUAAGAGUUUACUAGCAUGGAUAAUUAACUACUGGUUAUUAUCUAUUCAAUUCAUUGUGUGUUUCACUUAAAAUAAUAGCUCCAAAGCUAUUGUUGAGCUAGUGUUAUUUAUUUGAUUGAGAAAUAACAAUGAUUAUAUGUAAUUUAUUUGUUAA